AUGGCCUCCCUCGAAUCUCAGCUCGCUUACGAGCCCCAAGUCCUCAAAUUUGGGACUAGCGGUCGCCGCGGCCUGAUCAUUCACUUGACCCAGCUGGAAAUCUACACCAAUGUCACUGGCGAACUUCGGUACCUCCAAGCCCUUCCUCCUUCCCAAGGCGGCGUUCGAAAAGGCGACGAUUUCUACUACGCCUACGAUCUGCGCCCUAGCUCAAUCAACUAUGUCGAGAACAACCGGGGUGGCCUGUGUCAGGCAGUUGAAAAGGCAUUGAAAGAUGCGGGUAUGAACCCUAUCAAUCUGGGCGCCAUCCCCACCCCAGCUCUUACCUACUAUGCGCUGCAGAAGGGCAAGGGCAGCAUCAUGGUGACCGGCAGCCACAUCCCAUUCGAUCGCAACGGCUACAAACUGAACACAUCUUUGGGUGAGCUGCUGAAGAAGGACGAGCAGCCGAUCAAUGAAUCGGUUGCCGUUGCCCGCAAGGAGCUGCUUGCGCAGCCCUUUGCUGAAUCGCUUUUCGACAACCAAGGCAUGCUGAAGAGUCGCGAGACUGCCCUUGAGCCAGUCAUUGAUGAUGGAAAAACCGCCUACUUCCAACGGUACAUUGAUUUCUUCAAGGGUGAAACUCUGCAAGGUUUCAAGUUGCUGGUCUACCAGCACUCUGCCGUUGGUCGCGACUUCAUAGUCGAACUUUUCAAGGCCCUUGGCGCCGACGUUCUCCCUAUUGGCCGCAGCGACACCUUCGUCCCUAUCGACACAGAAGCCAUUGAUCAGGCCCAACUGGACACUCUCCAGGCUCUUUACGAUGGCACCGGCCAGUCUUUCGAUGCCAUCCUUUCGACGGACGGAGACAGUGACCGCCCCCUGCUUGUUGCGCCUGACAAUGGCAAACUGCGAUUCUUCAGUGGUGACUUGCUCGGCAUGGUUGUUGCCGAGUUCCUGGGCUCAGAUGCCGUUGUCGUCCCCAUCUCUACCAACGAUGCUAUUGACAUUGGCCCUCUUGCAAACUUCACGGAGCCGAAGACGAAAAUCGGUAGCCCCUACGUGAUCGCUGGUAUGCAAAAUUCCGUGGCGAAGGGUCGCUCACGUGUCUUGGGGUGGGAGGCCAAUGGUGGGUUUUUGACCGGCUCCGAUAUUGAGUACGACGGCAAGGUUCUGCCAGCCCUCCCCACCCGCGAUGCUGUCCUUCCUCUUCUCUCGGUCCUGUUUGCUUCUCGCAAGCAGAACGUUUCCAUUCCAGCUUUAUUCAAUAAGCUUCCUGCUCGCUUCAGCCGCGCUGCGGUUAUCCGUAACUUCCCUCGCGCAAACAGCUUGAAGAUCGUCGCUCGCUUCUCUCCCACGGAGAUCAAGGGCAUCUACGAGUUGAGCUACGAAGGCGACAAACGGACCAACCGUUUCGUAGAUGGUGAUAAGGUGGCUGAGGUUGACUCUGCGCAUACCAAGGCGGUUGACGACAUUCGUGCUGGUUUGCAGAGCGUCUUCACAUCCGAGCGGGGAUUUGGGUCCAUCAUUCGAUUGAACUAUACUGAUGGAGUUCGUGCUAUCUUCGACAACGGCGAUGUUGCUCACAUCCGACCAUCUGGCAACGCUGACGAGUUGCGAAUCUACUCUGUCGCUAAUAGCCAGGCACGCGCUGAUGAGAUCUGCGACCUGGGCAUUCAAGAGCCCAAUGGGCUACUCAGGCAACUGGCGAAGUUGGUUUAG
Messenger RNA from Penicillium chermesinum, 1701 nucleotides. RefSeq lists its product as uncharacterized. The transcript has a single exon. Bases 1 to 1701 code for a protein of 566 amino acids. Gene Ontology annotation, molecular function: magnesium ion binding; phosphomannomutase activity. Gene Ontology annotation, biological process: carbohydrate metabolic process. The record is from RefSeq and is a predicted model, not a curated record. NCBI's taxonomy places the organism in Eukaryota, Fungi, Ascomycota, Eurotiomycetes, Eurotiales, Aspergillaceae.